AGGGCUGCGACUCGCCCAACAUCUGCCUUCUCCUGUCCGCUUCAGUAAAGGGUGCCAGCAGUCGUGGGGGUGCUUUAUUCUGUUGCCACGCGGGCCUAGCUUACUUCAUGGUUAUAUAUAACGACGGUGCGUCUCACCCACUAUCCCGUGCGGCCCACGACGGCUUCGCUCGGCCGCGGUGGGCCGGGUGACGUCAGGGCCACGCACCGAUGAUUGACAGGAUAAGCGGCCCGGGGGCGCGCAGACGCAGUAGCUCCGGGAGCGCUUCCGGGACGGCGCCGUGGGACUUUUCUGGCGCGAGCGGGGACGGCGGCCGAGAGGGCGCAGCCUGGGCUCCGCGUCCUGGGUCCCAGCGGCGCCAUGCGCUUCAACGAGAAGGAGCUGCAGGCGCUGUCCCGGCAGCCGGCCGAGCUGGCGGCCGAGCUGGGCAUGCGGGGCCCCAAGAAGGGCAGCGUGGUGAAGCGGCGGCUGGUGAAGCUGGUGGUCAAUUUCCUUUUCUACUUCCGGACGGAUGAGGCCGAGCCCGUCGGAGCCCUGCUGCUGGAGCACUGCAGAGUCGCCCAGGAAGAGCCCAGCGGCUUCUCCAUCAGCUUCAUCGGGGACCCUGAGCGGAAGUACCACUUUGAGUGCGGCAGCGAGGAGCAGUGUCAGGAGUGGAUAGCGGCCCUGCGCCGAGCCAGCUACGAGUUCAUGCGGAGGAGCCUCAUCUUCUACAGGAACGAGAUCCAGAAAAUGACCGGCAAGGACCCCCUGGAGCAGUUCGGCAUAUCCGAGGAGGCCAGGUUCCAGCUGAGCGGCCUGCAGGCAUGAGUCCGGGCUCAGGCUCUUUGGCUUUCCUGCUGAGGCUGGGGCACGCCCUCCUCACCUCGCUGGGCCCUGGGUUUCCUGGCCACACCUGGAUUUGCGGCGGGAGGCGUUUAGGCUUAAAGACUUCAAAAUCUCGAGGCUGGUGGGGGUGGGCAGCAAGUCCCCCUCCCCAUGCCUCGGGACCCACUGGACUGGCCCAGUACCUCUCGGUGCCACAUGCUGCUGCCGGGGACGAGCGUCCACUCCCAGGAGCUGCGCCUGGCCCCUCGGGCACGUCCAUCCAGGGCCUGGCGGGCGCCUGGGGCUGGCACAGCUCUCCUGCCCUGUGCAGGCUGAAUGUACAAAGCUAGACGAUGCUGUGAAGGGCAGGGGGCCCGUGCCUCCUGGGCCACUGUGAAUUCUCCACCUGCUGACGGGGCAGACCCUGGCCGGACGCCUCGAGCUGGCGUGCUCGUUCUGUUUGAAUAAAGGUACCUCUUUUCACAUGGG
Diceros bicornis minor is the source of this 1296-nucleotide messenger RNA. RefSeq names its product pleckstrin homology domain containing J1 (gene PLEKHJ1). The coding region runs from base 361 to 810 and encodes 149 amino acids. NCBI's taxonomy places the organism in Eukaryota, Metazoa, Chordata, Mammalia, Perissodactyla, Rhinocerotidae. Gene Ontology annotation, cellular component: early endosome; trans-Golgi network; recycling endosome. The record is from RefSeq and is a predicted model, not a curated record. Gene Ontology annotation, biological process: receptor recycling; retrograde transport, endosome to Golgi; endosome organization. The transcript is spliced from 6 exons.